Nymphaea colorata (pocket water lily) is the source of this 932-nucleotide messenger RNA. RefSeq names its product N-terminal acetyltransferase B complex catalytic subunit NAA20. Bases 111 to 635 code for a protein of 174 amino acids. The transcript is spliced from 6 exons. Gene Ontology annotation, biological process: N-terminal peptidyl-methionine acetylation. Lineage: Eukaryota; Viridiplantae; Streptophyta; Magnoliopsida; Nymphaeales; Nymphaeaceae. Gene Ontology annotation, molecular function: protein-N-terminal amino-acid acetyltransferase activity. Gene Ontology annotation, cellular component: NatB complex. The record is from RefSeq and is a predicted model, not a curated record.
CAAACGUCCGGCCCUUUACAAGGGAAGGGGGAGGGCCUCGUGGACUUUCGCGGCGUGCGAGGGAGAGACUAGAGAGGGAGAGAGAGAGAGAGAGAGAGAGAGAGAGAGGGAUGACGACAAUCCGGAGGUUUUGCUGUGACGAUCUCCUCCAUUUUGCGAAUGUCAACCUCGACCACCUAACUGAAACGUUCAAUAUGUCGUUCUAUAUGACGUACCUGGCACGGUGGCCCGAUUACUUUCAUGUUGCCGUUUCCCCUGCGGGCAAGAUAAUGGGUUACAUUAUGGGAAAGGUGGAAGGGCAAGGUGAAUCAUGGCAUGGUCAUGUCACUGCAGUGACAGUUGCUACAGAAUUCCGAAGGCAAAAGCUAGCAAAGAAACUCAUGAACAUGCUAGAAGACAUGAGUGACAAGAUAGAUAAAGCUUAUUUUGUAGACCUCUUUGUGAGAGCCUCCAACACUCCUGCAAUAAAGAUGUAUGAAAAGUUGGGCUAUGUCAUAUACAGGAGAGUGCUGAAGUACUACUCUGGAGAGGAGGAUGGUUUAGAUAUGCGGAAGGCCCUGUCAAGAGAUGUAGAAAAGAAGUCUAUGAUACCCCUGAAACGACCUGUGACUCCAGAUGAGCUGGAAUAUGACUAGUGCUUUUCUUUAAGAUAUUCCUGCAUUACCAGGCCCCUCAGCUUCAUGUGGCAUAAAGACAUGGUGUUAGCUGAAGAUGACAGUUACAUUUGUUAUGUUUGCAAGGCCUUUCUUGACCAGGUGAUGACGAAAUUUCAUAUGCUGACGAAGUUCUUUUGACCGAUUAUGUAUUGUUGUAAUCUAUCUAUUGUGAUGCAUCAUCCAUUUGGAUACAUUAUCGCUUUGCUGUUUUAGGCAUCAAUGGUCAUGAUUGAAAUCGAACUCAUGGAAAUUAACUACCCAAAUUUUCUUUAUUUA